Molecule: messenger RNA, 4973 nt
Organism: Cheilinus undulatus (humphead wrasse)
Lineage: Eukaryota; Metazoa; Chordata; Actinopteri; Labriformes; Labridae
Gene: rilpl2
Product: Rab interacting lysosomal protein-like 2
Exons: 4
Coding region: 137-727 (196 amino acids)
Molecular function (GO): protein dimerization activity
Source: RefSeq, a predicted model, not a curated record
CUGGAAGUUUCUCACUUUCUGUCCGUGAAUGUGAAGCCGAAGACAACACGAAGGAAAGCGCUGUUUAAAGAGUAUUCAAAUUCGAAGCUGUAGGGAGAUACAUCUGCUUUAUUCGGGACUUUUCUAUCUUUCCGUCAUGGAGUUUGGUGAAGAGUCGUCUCCCACUCUGGCUUUCGAGAAGGACGCGUUCGAGCUGACGGUAGAAGAUGUGUAUGACAUUUCCUACGUUAUUGGACGAGAUUUGUUAAAAAUAAGCAGCACAGGCGAAGAAGUGUCAGAUUUACAGUUCAGGAUAGUCCGAGUUUUGGAAAUGUUCGAGACUUUGGUCAACAAAUACAACUUAUCUCUGGAAGAGCUGAAAAUGGAGCGGGACAACUUAAAGAUUGAGCUGCACAGGAUCCUACAGGAGAACUCGUCCGGGCAGGCCACGCAAACAGCGGGACCAAACCAGCUCGUGGUGGACCUGACAGACCCCAACAGACCCCGGUUCACCAUGCAGGAGCUGAAGGAGGUGCUGCAGGAGAGGAACCAGCUGAAGGCCCAGCUCAUGAUGGCCCAGGAGGAGCUACAGCUCUACAAGAGUGGGCUUAUCCCACCGGGCGAGCCUGCCAUGGUGGAAGUGGAUCUGGAGUCUGAAGAAGCUACAGAGAGCAGCCCAGCCACGAUAAACGACACAAAAGGAGAGAAGACAACCAUAGGCAGACUGUUUUCAUUCAAGAAAAAAUAAGCAAGCCUCUUCAACAGAACAGACCACAUAGAAGCCAAACCGGAUCCAUCAGCACAACUUUGUUUAACCACUUUUAUAUAGACUCUUUUUUACUUUAUGUAUUAUGUCAAUCUAACAAGCACUGUGUUUUGUACUGGAAAUGUUAUUAUUGUAAGAUGGGUUAUAGUUUUUAGUUAUUUUAAAAGGAAGGUUAUCAAAUGAAGAUAUGGAAUUAAACUGGAAAGUAUUAUUUAACUAGUGAACAAGCAGAGAUAUUGUUCAACACCUUUUUUCUUAAAAUGAAAUUAUUUAUACGCUCUUAAAGUUGAUUUGUUAAUCAAAAUCAAGUCUUAAUGUUGUCAGAUAAUCUUUAAAACAUUUUAUGUGACCUUUAUACCUUUAUAGCGAGGAGAAAUGGUCCCUUUCCUCUGAGUUUCAAACAAUGAUACUUAUUAAUCACACCUGAAGUCAGUACAAGUGUAAUUUCUCUAGUUUUAUAUGUCAACAGUCUAUGACAUCACUUCACGUGUAUCAGUAAAAGGUUGACAGUGAAACUCAAAUAUUUAUCAAGUUAAAGCUCCUGUGAGGAAAUGUGUCAAGUCUGGCGCCCCCUGUGGACAAAAUGUGGCCUUUUAUAUUUACUAAUUUGUCUUAUUAGUUCAAAAGAAUAAUUAUCCUGCUUUCUCUUAAGCAGGUCAGAUGUCUCACUCAUAAUUAAUCUUUAUUGUUAAAAAUGUAACCAAAAAGACCAUUUUGCAUGCAAUUAAUUUCUUUGUUCAUCUCAUACCCCACAUCAGCAGCUUUAAUUCAGGUUGUAAUAAUAACAAUACUGAAAAAACGCAAUUCUGAUGGCCUUAUUUGCUUUAUUGUGUCAAAUAUCAUAUUCCCAUUGAAAGAGACAAGUUUAAUGUCUCUUUAAUAAAUAUCUUAAUACUCCUCACUUGAGCUUUAAAAUGAAGUUAUUAAUGCACUGGAAAUGUUGAGUUAAAGCCUUUGCACACCAAAGACGACGCAAAUAAACAGCAUGAAAAUGUGAAUAAUUCAGAUGAAAAUUUGAACAUGGCUUUCUUCUCACAUUACAAGCAACAUGAUUUUAUGAAUAAAUUAUGCACCUACUUUUUCAUGCACAACAGAGCCUGCUAAAGUAUUCAUUCCUUGGAUGUUUUACCCUUUUUAUUGAUUUCAUAAAUCAAGCAUAGUCCAUAUAAUUUGGCUUUUUUGAUGAAAAAACAUCAAAGUAAAUGUGUCUUCAGUGAUUGAACUAUAAAGACAAUUGUGUCUGGAAGGUUCAGUCACUGGUUAAUCAGUAUUCCUGGCUACCUUUAUACCAUGAAGAUAAAAGAACACUCCAAGCAACUCAGAGGGUAUUGAAAGUAUAAGUCAGGGGAUGGAUAAAAAAAAUCCAGGACACUGAACAUCCCUUGGAGUUCAGUUACAUUCAUCAUCAAGAAAUGGAAGGAAUAUGGCACAUGUGUAAGUCUGCCUAGAUCAAGCCAUCCUCAUGGGGUUGUUUGCCAAAAGGCAUGAGGGAGACUCCAUGGUAAAGUGGAGGAAAGUUCUUUGGCCUGAUUAGACCAAAAUGGUGCUUUUUGGCCAUCAGACAAGACACUAUGGAUGUUUGGCAGACACCAAACACUGCAUAUCACCACAACCACACCAUGCCCGCUGUGAAGCACAGUGGUGGCAGCAUCAUGCUGUGGGGAUGCUUCUCAACAGCCAGCCAGUAUGUGGCAAAGUGAACAUGUUUUUAUUUGAUUGGCAUUACUUUGCAGAAAUCUGUUUUCACUUCGACAUUAAAAAGGUUUUGUUUUUUGGAGGGCUCAAAAAAAGCCUAAUUCUAUUGUUCCUGAUUGAUUUAUAAAAUCAAUACUAGGGUGAUACUUUUAUAGUGACUGUAGAUUGAGUCCCUGUUUUCUGCGUGUUCCUACUGGCUUCACGAUCAGAACCAAGCAGACCUACAUGCUCUCUGAACAAAGAAAACUGUUCUCCCUGUGUCAGACCUGCUGUCAAAUGUUUACAGUCUGCUGUGAGCUGGGUGGUUCAGUUUCAUAUGAGUGGUGCUGCAACUUGUGUAUCUGCUAAAGGUGUCUUUAACCAUCCCAUGGCAUGAAAACAUAUUGGCUGUAAUUUUGCCAUGGCUGAUGUGAAAGCUUGUGUUGACUUUCUACAGGCACAAAAAAUCCCAAAACACUGGAAUUAAUCACAUGAAAGAAACGUGGCUGGUGUGCAAAGGCCUUAAGUCAAAAUUAAGUCUUAAUGAGCUCCUUGUUGGUCAGUAAGUUUUGUAAACUUUAUCUGUCACUCUGAACUGUCAGCUGUCAUACUGAGGAAAAAUGGCCUCUUCCCAAAAAAUCAAAACAAUAAAAUAUCAUCACAUCAUCUGGUGUUUUGUUCAAGAUGUAUCAAGUUAUAAACUAAAAUAUGAAUUCACCUAUCUGUCUUAUUUCUGAUCUGAACUGUGGAAGAUGUAAAAACAGCUUGUUUUAGGAGCAUGUCUGAGAAUGGAUGAAUGAGAAAUAAAGAAGCUCUAUGAGAUAAGGUAAUAUUCGAUGAAUGGCUUUAUGAAUAACAAGACGCCAAUGGAAAUGUAGUCUCAUCUGAAGGAAACAUCAUCCAAACUUACUGUAUGAUGCAUGUUCUAAGGAUCAGUAGUAAUAAUCUUAAUGCAGUCAUCUGAGGGUUGUAGAGGAGGCAUGUCUGUAGAUAAUGUCCCUAUACAAUACACAUUAAUGGGCAUUAAUAGUUAACACAAAGUUCAGAGCAUGAUUAGUUAUGUCUUAAAAAGUCUAAAUGUUAAAGUGUUUUUAUGUGAUAUUCACACAGAAAUGCAAACACAAACUAUUUUUAAUAUUAGACAAAGUUAACCACAGUAAAUACAAAAUGUAUUUUUUUUAAUGAUUUCUUUUCCCCAGAAUAAAAAAGCCUUCCAAACCUAUCUGGCCCUAUGUGAAAAUGUAAUUGCCCCCUGAACCUAAUAACUGGUCGUGCCACCAUUGGCAGCAUUAACUGCAAACAAGUGUUUGAAAUAACUGCAAUUUUGGCCCACUAUUCUCUGCAGAAUUGUUUGAGUUCAGCCACAUCAUAAGGGUUUUAGAGCAUGACCAGCCUGUUUAAGGUCAUGCCACAGCAUCUCAAUCACAGUUAAUUCUGGACUUUGACUAGGCCACUCCAAAACCUUAAUUUUAACGCCAUUCAGAGGUGGACUUGCAGACAUCUUUUGGAUCAUUGUCCUGCCCCAUAAUCCAUGACCCAGACCACACUACCACCACCAUGUUUGACUGUUGGUUUGAUGUUCUUUUCAUGAAGUGUUAUUUUUACUCCAGAUGCAACAGGACGAACGCUUUCCAAAAAGUUAUUUUUGUCUCGUCAGUCCACAGAAUAAAUAUCCAAAAAGUGUUGGGGGAUCAUUGAGUGUUUUAUUGGCAAAUAGCCGAGCCUUUGUGAUCUUUUUUGGUCAGCAGUGGUUUUGGCCUUGGAACUCUCCCAUGGAUGCAAUUUUUGUUAAAAUCAUGAACACCGACUUUGACUGAGACAAGUGAGGCCUGAAGUUCUUUGGAUGUUUUUCUGGGUUCUUUUGUGACCUCUUGGAUGAGAUGUUAGUGAGCUCCUGGAGUAAUUUUGGUCAGCUGGCCACUCCUGGUAAGGUUCACUACUGUUAUAAGUUUUCUACAUUUGUGGAUAAUGGCUCUUGCUGUGGUUCACUGGAGUCCCAAAGCUGUAGAAGUGGCUUUGUAACCCUUUCCAGACUGAUGGAUAUCAAUGAUUUUGUUUCUCACCUGUUUUCAACUUAGUUUAGCAUGAAGUGUUGCUUUUGAGAUCUUGUGGCCUACUUCACUUUGACAGGUUCAAUUUAAGGGAUUUAUGAAUUCAACAGGCCUAGGUGUGGCCAGUGAAAUUGAACUCAACUUUCCAAAAAAAUUCGGUAAAUCACAGUUAAUUCUUGAUGUAACAAGGGAGGCAAAUAUUUUUUGCCAAGGGCCAGGUAGGUUUGGGUGGCUUUUUUCCCUAGAUGAAUGAAAUCAUUUAAAAACAGCAUUGUGUAUUUACUCAGGUUUUCUUUGUCUAAUAUAAAAGUAUGCUUAAUGAUCUGAAACAUUAAAGUGUGAGAAAUGAGUAUCACAAUUAAGUAAACCAGGACGGGGGCAAAUACCUUUUCACAGCACUGUAUUGUAAAGAAAAACAGGCUAGUUUUAACCACAUGGUCUUUAUCAGGACAUAGGAGCAUCUGUACUGUAUGAAUGCAGAUUAAAUAAAAGACAUUUAAACA